UUCAGUUAUGUACAUUAAUUAAUACAAGCAACGUUAAUUACCAAGCUAAUCAAAAAAUACUAACUAAUAGUUGAUCGCACUAUUAUUGGGCACACUCAUCGGUGAGCGCGGUGUCCAAUCGCCGCUAUGUGUUGCUGAAGGAAGCCAACAAGUAUCACAAGCGACAUAAAUAACACUAGCUUACACAAAUAAGAGCAAAUCCAAUUAGAAAAAUAUUUGCGUGAUAAAAAGACACAAAUAGCGCGGUGUACUUGUUUGGCCACCCAGCGUUCGGCGCCACUUGCGGAGCACAUAGGUCAACGGUGGCACAGUCGGCGCACGCGACAUUAGCGCCCUCACACAUACCUUUUCAAAGGUAAAUUUCAAAUCACCGAAGCAUAGCGCCACACAUUGCGAGCGCCAGCAAAACGCGCACGAAGCGCAUAUUAACGAGCGCGUAUUGAGCGCCAACAGCUGCGAGCGUUUGUCGAAAUUUUCAGUUUGUUUAGUGCGCGUACGAACCAAGCGUGAAAAGCACCGCUGCGUCGUUUGUGUUAAUAUAUAAUAAGUAUUAUAAUUAAAUGUGUAAGGUGGCACGCGUUUACGAAAACGAAAUAUAAUUUAAUAAUAUAUGUAUGUGUUUUAUUCUUAUAUAGCAUUUAACUACCUACAUGCAUACAUAAAAGUAUAAAAAAUUAAAUUAAAAAUAAUUACUAAAAAAAUUACUACAACAAAAAAAUCAAAAUCGAGUAAAAAAUUUAAGUGUUAAAUUUUUGCUGAUCAAGCAAGCAAAACUCCGUUUCUCAAACAUAAUAAAUAUAAUAAACUACAGCGUUUUGUGCGCGCGUUGUAAUUAUGGCCGCUACACCGCUGACCCUGAUGGAUGACGGCCUCGCAUCAGCAACGGUUACAGCAGAUGCCAAUGCAACUUUAGAUAGUGCUAGCGCUGUGGCCAAAACCGCGCCGUCAUCCGCCAUACGUCCAACAAUGCUUUUCGGCUCUACGGAACGUUUAGAUACAUCCGCCAGUAUGUUGGUCUCACCGCAUGGCAGCAGCGGUGCUAAUUCCGCCGCCACAUCGCCCUCAUUCCUGCCGGAGAUGCCGCAGUGGAAAAAAGACUUGAUACAACGCCGCAAAUCGAAUGUGGCACGUACGAUUGGCGCAGCUGUGUCACCGACAUCAGCGGCAUCCGCUGCAGCAAUGCAACAGCAACGCUAUUCGCUGACGGGUGGUCAACUGCAAUCGCCAACAACAGCUACAGAUGGUUUUUCACCAACAACAACAACAGCAAUAUCAGUAACACCAACCAGAGACUUAUCUGCGGUCACUUCCAAGUCCGCAAAUCAAGUAGCUACAACAACAACCAAAGUGAGCAAACUAACAGCUAGUCAACAACAGCAACAUCAACUGGAGCAAGAACAACUGUACCAAUACCAACAAAAGCAUGCAACGGUAAUCACAGCUGAGCAGCAACAACAUCAAAUGAGUCUGAUAAUGAAAAUGCCAACGGCAACGGCCGCAGCAUCAUCUCCCACAGCCGCAGGCACAAUUGUUUCACCAAUACCGCGCGCAUCAAAGCGCAAUUCACCAGCAGGCAGCAACAAUAGCUCGCCAAGUAAAGAAAAGUCUGAAAGAAUUCUACUCGGGGGUCAUUACACGACACAGCCGCAACCGGGCAAAGAAUAUCGUGAGAGCGGCGAUGAUCGCGACAACGAUUGGGAUACACGCAGGCAAAUGUUGUCUCCAACAACAACAGCACCACCAAUAAGUGGUAUAACAACAAUAACACCACUACACAAAACUAUAGCGCCAAUACCAAAGCAAAGAUCAGCGUAUUCACCGGUGAAGAAUGCUUCUGCAGCUGCAGCCAAAGAAUCCGUUUCGGGCCAUAUAAAUCAGCUAGCGAGCGAGCAGAGAGUUAGCACAACAACUCGUCUAACAGGUACAACUGGCACAGCGGCGCUGAGAGCGGAGCUGCAGAGCACAGCUGGUGGUGAUGGUGGCGGCGGCGGUGGCGGCAGCGGUAGCCACUUCGGUAUCGACGAUGGUACCACCACUCCAUAUAACGUCUCAGCUGUUGCCGCUGGCAGUGGUCAUGGCGAUGGCGAAGAAUGUAUGGCAGACGAAAAGCAGGAAAAUGAAACAAUACACAGAGCAACGGCAGCCGAGAGCGGUGGUGAAAUGUAUGCAACGACUGGCAGGCAAAUACCAUCCACAACGUCUGGUUCGCCAACUAAAGCGAGUGUGAGUGUAGCGUCGCCACUAUCGCCCAAGCUAGUCGCUGCACAAGCGGCUCAGUCUCAGCAAUCGCAACAGUUUCAUUCGAAGAACGAACGCGAACGGACGUACACGGAACAGCGCGGUACGUCAACGUCGUCGUCGGCCGGGUCUAAUAAUAAUACAAAUAUCACAACCAAAGUGCAAACACAAGAAAAUACCACAAUAAUCAACAAUAGACAUUAUAGCGCUUCAACUAGCUCGUAUUCGCCCUCGAAUUACGUGAUCCCACAGCAGAACAACAGUGGUGUUAGUGGUAGUGGAAAAAUCUUUUCGAAACUACACAAUAAUCAGUUCAUAAAGAAUCAACAGCAGCAGCAUCAACAACUGCAGCAGACCGGCGCGCAACCGAGCACCGCAACACAAUCGAAUAUUACGGCACGUUAUCUGAAAUACAAGUCGCAAGCAGCGCAUGCGCAGGAAUCUGGAAGCGGCAGUGAAACUGGUUCGACAAGCACCAACUACUCAGGCUCGCCAACCAAAUCGUUUGUGGCACCCACUGCAAGUGCAAUCAAAAAGAAAAUGGUUGCCGUGCAGGAAAUGAAGAAAACGACACAACCAAGUAGUAAUCAUGGACAACUGCAUUCGCACCGCACACACCACAAUCAUCAACAGAUGAUUAGCGCUGGUGGCGGUGGUACAUGUGCGCGUACAGCGUUGAGCGGUGGUCGCGCACAGCCGCCCAGCCAAACGGACGAGGUUAACUUCGAUCCGGCCGAGGAUCUCAGCUAUGGUCCAGGUAUUGUGUCUAAGUUACGUUGCCGUUACCUUAGUCUCGCAUUUCGCGAAUCUAUGGAAAAGGAGCGCCAUUGUUUGGAUAACAUGCGUCGCGCUACUAGCCUCAAUAAUUUACUUGAUCGUGACGAUGCGCACGAUGAGGAUGAGCCUGAAGACGAUUUGGACAGCGGUGGUGCCGUCGAUGUGGAGGUACAUGAUGACGAGGAGUAUGUGGAGUUACGCGCUGAUGCGGAUAGGACACCAAACACUGAACGGAAAUUGAAAACACAGGGUGGCAUAUUAAAGCACGGUGGCGACGCUGCUACACAAGAAAACAGCAAAAAAACAACAACAUUUCAGAAAAAUGCAAACGCUUUUGCUGCAAACGGCACGCGUUUGCUAAAUUCGGCACCGGUCGGUAGCGCAGGCGACGCGGUAUCGUCAGCCAACGUCGCGGCGCCUGAUACACCGCGUUCGCGUCACGUCAAACGCGGUAAUGAUUCGUUAAAACGCGCGCGUUCGGUUGAAGCAUUGCUCUGUGAACGUUCACCUUGGCAAUAUGCGGCGCUCAAUCGCACUAGCUAUCAGCCACAGCGUUUCACUUCUGGCAGUGGUUCGACUUAUGCGGCAACGCAGCCGACUUGUGUGACUAUCGAGGAUAAAAUAAAUAAUGCGCGCAGCCGUCUAAUACUCGGCACCGAUAUAAUGCCACCGAAGCGUUUAACCUCAGUGAUCGAUGAUACCGAGCGACCGCCACCAGAUUUGGUAAAGCAAACAUUGAAGAAGUUCGAAGCGACGGCCAAUCGACGCGGACGCGGGCCAAAUCGCACGAACGGCACCGGUGAAGUCGCCAGCAAAGUGGCAACCUACAAAACAAUUAUUAAGGAGAAUAAGCCUGCAAUAGUAUUUCCAAAACCACCGCUCAGUCCCACCAAGAAAUUAAAUUCGCCACUAUUAUCGAAACCAUUAAUCAAACCAGUUGUAGGCGCUAAUGAUUUGCUCAACAGUCCGUUAGGGCGCAAAACCACUGCCGCAGCUGCUGCCAAUGCCUCUGCGGCUGUGACUGGAAAUACGCAAGCUGCGACCUCAAACGUCGCAGCCGCCGGCGGCUUAUCAGAGAACUCACCCGAUAUCAUUCCAAGGCAUAAGCUUUUAACGGAAAAGAGCGAAUCGUUAUUGCAUGGGGUCGUCGAUUCGCCAGUGACAGCUUUAACGAAAAAGCUCGAAAAGCUGCGCAUUAACGCUGCCGAUAAACAACAACAACAACAGCUGCAAACGAUAACAACAAAGGAGGCGAAACAGCCAGCACAGUUGAAUAAGCAGUCACAACACUCGGCACUCGAAGUAACCAACAGCGACAACGAAUUCGUCAAUAGCAGCGAGUUAAACAACGACAACAAUGCUAGCAAUAGCAGCCAGCUCGUGGGUGGCGCUGAUGAGGGUGAAGCGGCGGGCGAUAGUGACGCAGCCCUCGAAGGCAACGAAAAUAGCAAUAACAACAAAACAGCAGCACCGACGAAACAGCAUAAUGAUCGUGCGGGCACGGGCACUGGUACUGGUAUUAGCGCUAGCGGCGAGUCAGCCGUAGAACCCGAUACAGCACAAGCAGGAACCGCCGCUAUUAGUAGUGAUCUUAGCGACGACGACGACGGACUGAUUGGUAUUGCCGCCGCCGCACCCACUAAACGUAUAACACGUACAGCACUCGAUAAUAUCGCACGCGCGGGCACAACACAACAAUUCAAAUUCGCUGGCAGCAGUGGACAAACGAAUAUUGGCAGCAAAUCAACAGUUGAGCCGCCAAAAACUAAACCGCAAACAACAAACUUGAAUCCCGAUAUACCCACAUCGGUAUUGAACGCUGCACCUGGUAAGCAAAUCGGGGUCAUACGUCCUUUACCCACCACCACAGCCGCACAACAAGCGGCCAACGCGAACACCGCCAACUCCGGCUUUUCGCAUCAACAACAAUUGUUGCAACAACAUUUGGAAGCAUUGAAGCAAAAUAACGUUUACAACAACACGUCAUCGACGCCCACAAGCGCCAACAACGCCACAGCAACACAUUCCUCAAUUUAUCACAGCACACCGCCGCUGACGAGCCGCGAAAUCGAAAAGAAUCGUAUAAAUGAGAUGAAGAAAACCGUCGCCUUAGCCGAUGGUAGUCCAAUAACAGCCACAAUGGUCAACGCCAGCAACAAUGCCACUUCACCCGCCGCACAGCAUGCCGCAAAUGCUAGUCUAAAUACCGUGAUAAAUACCAAUGCGCCCGGUCAUAAGUCCAACAACACUGGCGCUACGUCGUCAACAACGCCAAUUGUUGGCGGUAGUUCUGGCACUUCCGGUUUCAACGAGCUCGAUGCGGCAGCGCCCGGCGCUAAUAAUAGUCCCUUAUGGGCGUUACGCAUUAAACGGCAGACACCACCGAGUGUGCCACAGGAAAACACAUCGAUGGUGUUCAACUUCUCCAAUCGCAAAGAGGUGCCCGAUUAUAUUGAGAAUGACGGUGUGAUCUUUCGCAGAAAACGUGAAUUGCCCAAGCCAAAUGAAUCUGGUUUCGUGCUACUUGGUGAUCUCUCAUUAGAAACUUCAACAGACUCGGAUUAUGAUGAUUUCUCUAUGUGUCCACCAUCACCCUGCGAUGUUGAAUUCGAAAAUGCUAAUAUUGUGAUCGAUGGAAAGUCAAGCAUCCGACAGAAAUCCAAAGAAGCAACGUUCCGCGUACAAUUCAAUGAUACGCUCACCUCCACCUUUGAAUAUCCCUCUGAGGCAUCGCUAAUCAUUGACGAUUCCUACAGCAAUGAUGCGCUGAUAGGCGCCUAUGAGAACCUAUCAUUAAAUGACACAACGGAUUCUUCACCAGCGCGACACCAUCAUGUAGCCGUUGAUGAGAUUAUACAACUGCCAACGCCGGCGAAUACCUCAUCACCCGCCAAUAAUGCCAGCAGCGCAACAAAUACGCCAACGAAAAAUAUACUGGGGAAUUUGCCAUUAGAUUACCCAAUUUUAGACAAGGGUAUAAUGUCACAACAACAACAGGAGCAGCAGCAACAGCAACAGCAACCGCCUCAACAACAACUGGAGCAGUCGCUGACACUAAAAGAGGCGCAAAAUGCCGUGAGCGCUGCAGCAGCAGCAGCGCUUUUAUCCGCAGAGCCACUGCAAUCCAAUUCGGCGGAGAAGACUCUUUUAUUGCAACCACAGCGCGAAAUAGCAUGCAACGCCUCACAACAACCAACGCCGUCGCCGCCGCGCGCCGAAAAUUCCGACAAGCACGCCGAACCAGUCCAAACUUGCGCAGCUGCGGCACGCUUGCCGCCACAGCCGUCGACGUUGCCACAACGGCCCACCGACUUGCCGUUGCCAAUGCUACUGACGACACUGCCGCAGCAGAAAAGCAAACCGGCACAGUCACAGCAGCGGCCAGUAGCGCAACAGAAACCGCCACUGCCAGUGAAGCGUUUCGAGGGAUACGCAAUAAUGCGGCAGCCCACACACGCAGCGCCGACGGCAACAAAGGAGGUGGCAUCGCCUGCGAGUGCGUUGCCACAAUUUAAGUUGGAGGCGGAAAUGGAGCAGCAAAAAGACAUAAAAACGUUGACGGAAGCAAUAAAGAAGAACGAAGAGCAGCAAACAACAGCAGCCGGCUCGAGCAAACGGGAAAUACGUAAACAACAUGCCAGCGGAAAUUGGCAACGUCAGCCAGCAGUGGCUGGAGAGCAAGAGGAGCAGAAAGCGCAGCAGAAAAUGGAGCAGCCAAAGGCGAUAGAAACUCGUAAAUUAGCAAUAGGCGCAGAGGAGUCACCUAUUGCGUUCGAUAAGCGUGGCGUCACGCAACCGGGUCUUUUGCGCGAUUUUCAACUGGCAAGUGCAACUGCUUGCGAAAUUAAUUGCAAAAAUGUUACUUCUACCGUCUUAAAACGUAAUAACACAGCUGCCAACGGCGGCGUCACACGCCACAACACUAACAAUUUAGCGUUUGCCAACAAACCAAACAUUACAACAACGACCACGAAAAAGCCUAUAAGCAAAUAUACCAUGUUCCACACAUUAUUCGAAACAUCGCCCACAGAGGAAGCAGCCGCCAACACUUCCGCCCAACGGCCACGCAAAACGCCCGCGGUGCUCAAUAAACCUCAGUAUGCGCGCUUUUUACAAAUCGAACGCGCUGCGGCAACAGCGCCUGCCGCUGGGCAAGCCAUAUUGCGCACGCGCAGCAAUGAGUUCCGUUGUGGCGGCGGUGUCAACCCCAAGCAGCGCGGCGGCAGUCCCGCAUCCAGCCAACUCGUAGCACCUUCUGCAACGCAGCAACAACGCAGCGCUUCAUUUUCUUUUGAUGUAAAUUAAAUAAUUAAAUAAAAAUUAACGAAAUAAUAUUUAUAAUGCGUUUGUAUAAGUGUGCCUAAACUGAAAAAGCGCGUUGAAUGAAAACGAUAAAUAUUAAAUGUCGAAAAAUAAACAAAAAACAUUUAUUUGAACAAAGUAACGUAUACAAAAUAAUACACAAAUUUUACGAAACUCCGUAAAUGCCAAAAAAAAAUCAAUUUUUACAACAAUAAACGCUAAUACUACCAAAGCUAUUUAAAUUGUCCGCCUGCCCGUACGUACGCCCGUUCGAAAGUCUGCUACUCGUACAACCAAACCAACAACAUGACCACCAACAGCACCGUUACUUUGCUAACUACCUAAUACUAAACGCUAACUAUAAGUACUCGACAGUAAAUCUGCUCAAAACUGCUAACAACCACCUAAAAUUAUAAUAUUACUUGAAACUGCCAAAAAUGUUUUUAUAUACUACUAAAAAUACAUAAAAAAAAUAAUUCAAAAAAUACAAAAAAAUAACGCGUAUAAUUGCAAUUAUGCGUCGCUAUAACUUACGUUUAAUUAAUGCUAAUGCUUUACAAAAUCAUACACACGCGUCAACAACCAACAAAGCAACCUGCAACAAGCUAUGAAUUAAAAAAAUAUAUAAGCAACACACACAAUUCGCAAUGUUUUCAACGGUAAAUAAACAGCUGUUCAAUAAACGCACACAACACCUUAAACGUGGCGUAAGCACGUUUACGCGUUCACGUUAUGUGCGGAAGCGCAAUGAGUAACCGAUCGAAGUACGUGAAAUGCCAACUACUAUUCCACUUUUUUGCUUAACCUCGAAUUCGAAACGCAAAAAUGUGCGCAAUAAGUAGUGAAUGUUGAGCUACUGUCAUAAAAAAAUAGAAAAUAAAAAAUAAAAAAAUAA
Bactrocera neohumeralis is the source of this 8212-nucleotide messenger RNA. It is a transcript of the gene bif, whose product is annotated as serine-rich adhesin for platelets. Gene Ontology annotation, molecular function: microtubule binding. The transcript has 6 exons. The record is from RefSeq and is a predicted model, not a curated record. Gene Ontology annotation, cellular component: nuclear membrane; rough endoplasmic reticulum membrane. The coding region runs from base 835 to 7320 and encodes 2161 amino acids. Gene Ontology annotation, biological process: neuronal signal transduction; chemotaxis. Lineage: Eukaryota; Metazoa; Arthropoda; Insecta; Diptera; Tephritidae.